This is a messenger RNA of Papilio machaon (common yellow swallowtail), 1295 nucleotides long. Its product is annotated as MATH and LRR domain-containing protein PFE0570w. Bases 99 to 1295 code for a protein of 398 amino acids. NCBI's taxonomy places the organism in Eukaryota, Metazoa, Arthropoda, Insecta, Lepidoptera, Papilionidae. The record is from RefSeq and is a predicted model, not a curated record. The transcript has 4 exons.
CCGCGUAGCCAUCAACUUCGGACGAGCGACGGACGCUACUUCAAGACAAAAAUACAACUCAAUUUAUUCUAUUCUGCCUUGUUUUGGAUUUUUACGAGAUGGCGGCGUGGCGCGGGAACUUUUUCAUUUCAUCGCGGGGAGCAUUUCUCUGGAGCACGACUUUCAUUAUGUUAAGUGGUAUCGUAUCGUGUGAACGUCAGUGCUACUGGUGCGGCCCCCUGGCGGAGCAGGUGCACCGCAGCCGCCGAGCGCCGCCCUGCGACCUCCCCACCAGCCACGUCACCACGUGUGAGCCGGGCCUCGCGUACUGCGCUGUUGUUGCUACAUCACCUCCAUACGUCGAAUCAAGAUUGUGCGUGAAAUUAUAUCAAGAUGAGUGCUAUCCUUUAUUUUGUAACUCAACAAAGACAUGGAAAAUGACGUGCCCUUGCCGCGACGACUUAUGUAAUGGCAAUAACACUGAACGUGAAAACGAAGCCUUCGCCGUUUUAGCAAAACUCGUAGCAAAGUCACAAAAUGUUCGCAUCAAAAAGAGAGAAAUAUCUCCAAAUUUUAAUUCAUCAAAUCGGGACCGCACAAUUAUAAUAACAAACAUAACAGAAUUAAAUCAGACAAACGAGGAAAUUAAUGAGAUACAUGAAGACGAUCAAAUGAUAGUUGUAACAGCGAUAUCUCGGCCUGAACAAUCUAAACAAGACGUCAGUGUUGACAGUAGCAAUCCGACCAGUCUAAAACCUAAAGAAAACCUUAGUACAGAAAAUGGUAUAGAAAAUUCCAGUACUGAAAAUCCAACAACUUCUGAAUAUGACCAGCAAGAAAGUUCUGAAAAUCCUGCCAUUAAAGUAACAACUCAAAAUGUCAACAAAGAAAUUGAUAACACAAAUCUUGGCUCUACAAAUUCAACAAGUCAGAAAGACGACAUUGAGGAAAAUGUCGGAGAUCCCGGUACUACAAUUUCUUAUACUGAAACUGCGGCACACAAAGAAACCGAAAGUACAACACCUAUUACCAUAAUGCCUACAACAACUGGUAUCAAAGAAAACUUAACUAAUAACAUUAACAUGAAAUCCAGUGAACAAUUACCGACAGCUGAGGCAUUACAACAAAAUGAUAGUCCAUCUGUUACAAGUACUAAAACUACUGAGCCCAUAAAAAUGGAGUCAACUGUUUCAAAUACGAAAGAGCAUGAAACCACAACAGUGGAACCUACUAAAGGUGGUGGGAAUUUUGCUACGCGGUUUUCUUUAAACACUUAUACUCUUUUAGCAGGAAUGUUUGUCAUUGUAUUUUUGUAA